This is a messenger RNA of Mauremys reevesii (Reeves's turtle), 1044 nucleotides long. RefSeq names its product T-cell surface glycoprotein CD1b-3-like. The record is from RefSeq and is a predicted model, not a curated record. The transcript has 6 exons. Bases 1 to 1044 code for a protein of 347 amino acids. Lineage: Eukaryota; Metazoa; Chordata; Testudines; Geoemydidae. Gene Ontology annotation, cellular component: external side of plasma membrane. Gene Ontology annotation, molecular function: exogenous lipid antigen binding; endogenous lipid antigen binding; lipopeptide binding. Gene Ontology annotation, biological process: immune response; antigen processing and presentation, endogenous lipid antigen via MHC class Ib; antigen processing and presentation, exogenous lipid antigen via MHC class Ib.
AUGGAGGGGAUGGCUCUGCUCAGGGACCUGCGGACCCACUCCAUGGAUUGCAGCACCUGCAAGAUCCGCUUCCUGCAGCCCUGGGCCCACCAGGGCCUCACUCCGAAGCAGUGGCAGGGCCUGGAGACAGUGCUCCAUAACUACGUGUCCAAAUUCAUCCUUCUUAUGAACAAAGUGGUUAAGGAUGAAGACGAGAACUGUGAGUGCAUUUCACAACAGAGUGACAGCCGGCCCUGCGAUCACAGCUCACCCCCACGGGAACCUCUCAGCAAUGGGGAUCAGACGGAUGCUCCUGGGGCUCACAGGUUUCUGCCUCUCUGGCUGAACCCCUUUGUGAUUCAGGCCUCCAUCGGCUGCGAGCUCCACCCCAACGGCACCUCACGGCAGUUCUGUGAUGCCGCGGAGAAUGGGGAGGAUUUCAUCAGCUUCAGCGUGGACGAGGGCACCUGGGUCGCUCAGCGUGGGGAUAAGCUGGCCCUCAGCAUCCGAGACCUUUUUAACCAGGAUAAGAGCACGACUGCCACGGCUCAGUUUCUCCUGAGAACAACGUGUGUCAGUGAACUCAAGAGCUUUGUCCAGUACGGGAAAGAGUCUCUGGCAAGGCAAGAGCGGCCGGUCGCCGUGGUGUUUGCCCGAGCGCCUCCCCCAGCCGGGACCCCCGCGCCGGUGCUGCUGGUUUGCCGGGUCACCGGUUUCUACCCCCGGCCCGUCCGCGUGGCCUGGCUGCAGGACGGGGAGGAGGUGGCGCCGGGCUGGAGGUUGAACUCCAGCGGGAUCCUGCCCAACGCGGACCUGACCUAUCAGCUGCGCAGCUCCCUGGCCGUGGGGCCGGGCGAUGGGCACAGCUACACCUGCCGGGUGCAGCACAGCAGCCUGGGGGGCCAGAGCCUGCUGAUCCCCUGGGGGCACAGCAGGCCCUGGGGCCCUGGCCUGGCCGUGGGCAUCACCCUGGGGGCUCUGGCCGUGGCCGCCGUGGCCGUGGUGCUGUGGUGGAGAAUACGCAGGGGCCACCCGGACGUCAGAGCAGGAGAGCCCAGAGCCUGA